This is a messenger RNA of Racocetra persica, 284 nucleotides long. The record is from the annotation of a GenBank genome assembly. NCBI's taxonomy places the organism in Eukaryota, Fungi, Glomeromycota, Glomeromycetes, Diversisporales, Gigasporaceae.
AAAUUAAGGAUUUUAAAGAGAGACGUGAUUUGAUAAAUAAAUGGAAAAAAAACGACAAGGGUGGCGUCUUCAUAAUUAAUUACGAGAUGUUCAGGCAACUUGUAAUGAGUGAAAUCGAUGGGUCCGAAUUUCGUGAAUGUCUUUUAAACCCUGGACCAUCCUUAGUUGUGGCGGAUGAAGGUCAUAUUUUAAAGAACAAAGAGACUCAACUUCAAGAAGCCCUCAUGCAUUUGAAGACUCCCAGUCGCAUAAUACUCACCGGAUCACCUUUACAGAACAAUUUG